ACAGAUGGGAUGAUGUAGAGAGCAGGACCGGCUACACGCUGCUUCCUGGAUGCUCGUUGAAUUAAUAACAAGCUGGUCACUUAGUGUGAAAGUGAUGACUGAUGCUUUAAAUCAGGUGCCGAUGAACAAAGUGAAGAGAAACUAAAAGAUCCUUUCAACCGUUAUUAAGCCAAAUCUGAACAUUCCUCAAGAAUGAAGAGUUCACUCCUUAAUACAAAUAAACAGCUGUUUAUAAAGCGAACAUCCUUUCUGAAGGAAAGUGUUCAUUAAAGUCACACGUUUCAUUUCACAAACAUUAUUCUAUGUUAUUAGAGAAGUUCUGCUGCACGCUGCCUCGCCAUCGUACCUGAAGGCUUCUUCCAGUAAUGUACCAGGAACUAUGUGAAAGAUGCUGAAGUGAUGCAAAAAGUAAAUCCUGUCGUCCCGUUUGAUUUCUCCUUCCCAGCAUGCCCCAGGCGUGCCUCGAAUCCUCGUCGGCAACCGCCUUCACCUGGCCUUCAAACGGCAAGUUCCCACCGAGCAGGCGAGGGCGUACGCCGAGAAGAACGGCAUGACCUUCUUCGAGGUCAGCCCUCUGUGCAACUUCAACGUCAUCGAGUCGUUCACGGAGCUGUCGCGCAUCGUGCUGAUGCGGCACGGCAUGGAGAAGUUCUGGAAGCCCAACAGAGUGUUCAGCCUGCAGGACCUCUGCUGCAGAGCCAUCGUGUCCUGCACGCCGGUGCACCUCAUCGACAAGCUGCCGCUGCCCGUCGCCAUCAAGUCCCACCUCAAGUCCUUCUCCAUGGCCAACGGCAUGAAUGCCGUCAUGAUGCACGGACGCUCGUACUCGCUGGCCAACCCGGCCGGCGGCUCCAAGGGCAACAGCUUGAAGCGCUCCAAGUCCAUCCGUCCGCCGCAGAGCCCCCCGCAGAACUGCACCCGCAACAACUGCAAAAUCUCCUAGUUAACGACGUCAUGGUGGAUGACCACGGAUCAGGAGUGCACAGGAUGUAGUUAGUUAGAGCACAUCCCUGAACCGGAGGAGCUGAAGAGCAGGAAUGAUGGAUGAAGGGAUGGAGCGGUGCCGCCUCUCACCUUCACGUUAAAGAGCGUUUCCAGGAGGAGGAGGCGGCGGCGGCUCGAACGCUGCCUCAAGAGAUCAGAGGAGAGCGGCUACACACUUCUCCACAGACCUGAUCCCACUGGACUCACUGGUGGAGUCUGAACUGUACACAAACUCACCAACUCAACAUUUAGUUCCUCGGUGCACGCCGUGUGUGCGUCACAGAAAUCACCUCAAGAUUCUUCACUUGUUCUGUCUCGUGUCUUUCUUUCCUCCUCGUUCUGUCCACGCCUCCGUUUCUUUGCUGUUUUCGUGACCAGUAAGCGAACGAUCAGGACGCUAGUGAGCGGUUGAUCCUCGUUCCUCCGCCGGCUGCAGCAGCUGUGUUUGAACAGGCGGCUUCACAAGCAGAUCGCAGGUCCCAUUCACGAGAGAUGUUACAGCGCAGACCGGACGUGUUGCAGUCUCUCUGCGUGCGUCCGUCAGCGCUGGUCUUCGUGAAUUUGACUGUUUUGGCGUCAACGUAUAACCGAAUUUAAAAGCACAGAUUUGUUAUUACACGGUUUGUUUUCGUCUUCCUGGUGCAGGUUCAGCGGUAGAAGUGCGAUCCUCUUGUGAAUUCGCCUCUUUGUGCUUUGGAAGUUUUAUUUAGCAACACGUGUUGAAGGGAAAUCUUGGCGACAAGAGGAGUGAAGGCUCCUCCGGUGUGGAGGUGUUGACCUGAGUCGAAGCUUCUCACGCUCACGCUGCGGCGAGGGAUCCAGUGAGGCUUGUUGCCAUGGAUACCACUCAACGCUGUAUAAAAAUAAGUUGUUUAUUUAAAGUCCCCUCGCUUCUCUGAGAAAUACAUUUUAACUCGAUGCCACUUGAAGAACGAGAGUCGGAGAGAUUUUAAUAUUUCUCAUGUUUGUCAACAAAUCUAAGAAGUUUUAUUUUUUGGACCAAGAGCUUCUGGGAGUUGUAGUCCGGAGAGGGAGAGCUUCAAAUCUGCAUCACCUAGGGGUGCUGUCUGUCUGUCUGCCUGUCUGUCUCUCUCUCUGUCUCCCUGUCUCUCUGUCUCCCUGUCUCUCUGUCUCUCUGUCUCUCUGUCUGCCUGUCUGUCUGUCUGCCUGUCUGUCUGUCUGCCUG
Messenger RNA from Cottoperca gobio, 2170 nucleotides. RefSeq names its product ras-related protein Rab-40C-like. The record is from RefSeq and is a predicted model, not a curated record. Gene Ontology annotation, biological process: intracellular signal transduction. Lineage: Eukaryota; Metazoa; Chordata; Actinopteri; Perciformes; Bovichtidae. The coding region runs from base 551 to 943 and encodes 130 amino acids. The transcript has 2 exons.